This is a messenger RNA of Gastrolobium bilobum, 904 nucleotides long. RefSeq names its product protein SSH4. Bases 144 to 641 code for a protein of 165 amino acids. The record is from RefSeq and is a predicted model, not a curated record. Lineage: Eukaryota; Viridiplantae; Streptophyta; Magnoliopsida; Fabales; Fabaceae. Gene Ontology annotation, biological process: cell-cell adhesion. The transcript has a single exon.
AAUUUUGUUUUGUCUUUUGGGAUUCAAAAAAUAGAAUAGAUGGGACACAAAAGACGCGUAAUUGCAUGCAAACAUGGUUUACAUUUCUGCUAUAUUAUUUCUAUUUAUUUUGAGACAUCUGAGUAUGAAACUUGGUUACAGGAAUGAAACUUGUAUUCGAAUCCGAGAAGGCGGAAUGGGUAGGAACUGAUAAGGUGAUUGGUUGUGGGUUUGAUCCUAGGCAGAAGAAGGUUUUCUUCACAUUAGACUCAGAGUUGGUGCAUGUCAUCCACUGCCAAUCAGAGGAAUUUGGCACUCCACUCUAUCCAACCUUAGCUGCGAAUAUAGACAUUCUGGUAUUAGUUAAUUUUGGACAAAGUGCAUUUAAAUAUGCACCUGCUAAUGCUCAGAGAACACCAAAUCCAUGCUUUAUUGCCCCACUUGUAAAUUCCCCUGCUGCUACCCUGGGAUAUGAUGACAGCAAGGAGCUAUUCUCCAUGGGAAGGAUUGAUUCUCAGUGGCGUAAUCGCUCUACAACCAAAGGAAGCCACAACAACGGGCAUAAUAAUAAUAGAGAUAUGGAUUUUGACGAGGAGUCUGAGGCUGAUCUAUUUGAAAUCGUCUUAGAUGGUUCUGGAAAAUCUCCAAACACAGCAUCGUAGUUUACAACGAAAGAGUGCACAUUAGUAUUUGUCUUGGCUCUGGCAUUUAACAUCAUUGUUGCUUGUCCAAAUGGAACAUGGCUUUGCUGCACAUAAAUACAUUGCUUUCAUUUGGAAGAAUGAUUGCUGUAUCUCAUCAUCUCAGUGGGAUGAUCUUCAGCAUCCGUGAGGUGCUUAAUGGUUUAGUGCUAUACGAAUAUACAGAACACACACAGAAAGAGAUUCAUAUACAUGGAAGACUACUUUGUCUAUAAUCACUAAUU